Diorhabda carinulata is the source of this 1212-nucleotide messenger RNA. It is a transcript of the gene CSN7, whose product is annotated as COP9 signalosome complex subunit 7a. Bases 199 to 990 code for a protein of 263 amino acids. NCBI's taxonomy places the organism in Eukaryota, Metazoa, Arthropoda, Insecta, Coleoptera, Chrysomelidae. The record is from RefSeq and is a predicted model, not a curated record. The transcript is spliced from 2 exons. Gene Ontology annotation, biological process: COP9 signalosome assembly. Gene Ontology annotation, cellular component: COP9 signalosome.
GUAAUAAUUUUUUGGAUAUAUUGUGUGAAAAUAGUGCUAUUUAGUAAGAAUUUAGCGACUUAUUACAAAAUUAAUUAUACAUUAUAUAAAAUGAGUAAUUAAAAUAUCCUCUAAUUAAUUAGAGUUUUAAAAACUUUUUUACUUACAAAUCUAUUUGGUUAGAUCACAUAACCUCAAAUUUUAUUUACAAGUAUCAAAAUGGUCGUUGAUAAAAGUCCUCUGUCAGGUUCGGUUUUGGAACAAUUUGUAAUUUUGGCAAAAUGUACGAAAGGAGCGGCGUGUGCGGAAUUAGUCAAACAAGUUUUAGAAGCUCCGGGAGUAUACGUAUUUGGUGAACUUCUAGAUAUGCCGAAUAUUUUGGAAUUAGCGACGACGGAUAAAAAAUAUUUCAAUACGUUGGAAUUGUUCGCUUUCGGCACGUUUAAAGAUUACUUGGCUAAUCAAAAUGAAGUUUUAGAAUUAACUCCAGCGCAAAGGAAAAAAUUACAGCACCUCACGAUCGUAACAUUAGCUAUGAAAUCCAAAUGUAUACCCUACAGUACUUUGCUUCUAGAAUUGGAUAUUAAAAAUGUGAGAGAUUUGGAAGAUCUCAUUAUAGAAGCUAUCUACGCAGAUAUUAUACAUGGAAAAUUAGAUCAAAAGAAUAGCCAACUCGAAGUUGAUUAUGCUAUAGGAAGAGAUAUUCGUGCAGAAGAUAUCAAUAUCAUCAGUAAUUGUCUCCAAGAUUGGUGUUCAGCUUGUGAAGGUGUUCUAAGUUGUGUAGAAAACCAAAUACGCAGAGCAAAUUCAGAAAAAAAUAAAUCUAUGCAACGCAAAGCAGAUAUAGAAAAUGAAAUAGUCAAUAUUAAAAAGACAUUAAAGACCCAGUUGCAGGAGAGGUCUGAUGGAACUGAUGAAGUAAUGGCUACUGAUAGCAGAGAAUCAUCAUCUACGUCUGGUGAUAAAGGAAAAAAAUCUCAAAAAAUGAAAGGUCUCAAAAUUCUUCGUUAACAUGAACUCUUUUCAAAGGUGAUAUAUGAAAAGUUGACUAAAAGAGAUGCGGAUACGUAAAAGCUUAUAGGUGAUAUUUGAAAUUAUAUGAAAAAAAGUGGUUUUUGAAAGUUUUGUUUUUUCAUAUAUCAGCUUUUGUAUAUCACUUUUAUAUUAUCUAAUAUCAUAUUUCAAUACUAAUCAUCAAUUGUGUAAAUAUCCAAAUAAAAGUUUUCAAAUGUA